This is a messenger RNA of Mus pahari (shrew mouse), 231 nucleotides long. Its product is annotated as small ubiquitin-related modifier 2-like. NCBI's taxonomy places the organism in Eukaryota, Metazoa, Chordata, Mammalia, Rodentia, Muridae. The record is from RefSeq and is a predicted model, not a curated record. Gene Ontology annotation, molecular function: ubiquitin-like protein ligase binding; protein tag activity. Gene Ontology annotation, biological process: protein sumoylation. Gene Ontology annotation, cellular component: nucleus. The transcript has 2 exons. The coding region runs from base 1 to 231 and encodes 76 amino acids.
AUGGCCAACCAGAAACCCAAGGAAGGAGUCCAGACUGAGAACAACGAUCACAUUAAUUUGAAAGUGGCGAGACAGGAUGGUUCUGUGGUGCAGUGUAAGAUUAAGAGGCAUACACCACUUAGUAAACCAAUGAAAAUCUAUUGUGAGCGGCAGGACACACCUGCACAGUUGGACGUGGAAGAUGAAGAUACAAUUGAUGUGUUUCAGCAGCAGACAAGAGGUGUCUACUAA